Molecule: messenger RNA, 1620 nt
Organism: Hevea brasiliensis (rubber tree)
Lineage: Eukaryota; Viridiplantae; Streptophyta; Magnoliopsida; Malpighiales; Euphorbiaceae
Biological process (GO): transmembrane transport
Cellular component (GO): membrane
Molecular function (GO): transmembrane transporter activity
Source: RefSeq, a predicted model, not a curated record
GGGGUAGUUUUCUAAAAAAGUUCUUCAUGAAAUCUGAAAAAACAGGUUUUGUCUUAACAUAUUCCUGUUUUAUAUAAAGAAUAGAAAAUUAAAGAGUUUGCGUUCACAUAUGCUAGCUUUCCAUAAAGAAUAGAAAAUUAAAGAAUAAUCAGAGAUCUGCCCUCUAUUUUAGUAGUGGAUAUAAUAAAGAAGGAAUCUUCUUAACUGUUUAUUAGAUGAAAAAACAAAAACGUGCAAUUUUUAAAAUGGUAGCUGAAGAAGAUCACACUAAUUAACUAAACAGAAACCUGAUUAACCAUAUUAAGUCAAGUAAAUCAUAUGAAAGGUUUCUUGUUAAUGAAAAAGGACCUGUUGCUUUUUCUUCCAUAGUGAUAUAAGAUGUUUUGAACAUUGGGAUCUAGUUUUUGUUGUGUAUGGAAGUCUCAACAAUGACUUGGAAUGAGAUGUUCAUCUGCUGGAGAAGUCAUGUUUCUUUUAGAACUUUGUACUUGCUAUUCUUGGGUCAGGUGGUUUCUUUUGUACUUGCACUAGGAAGCUUCAGCUCUUCUCUUAUUGCCAAUCUUGGUGUUCAAGUGCCUAUUACUCAGUGUUCUUUCACUUACUUUUUUCUAGCUUUGGUUUAUGGGAGUAUCCUGCUCCACAGGCGUCAGAAAUUGCUGGUUCCUUGGUAUUGGUAUCUACUGCUGGGUUUCAUAGAUGUUCAAGGAAAUUAUUUCUUUAAUAAGGCAUUCCAAUUAUCUAUUACUAGUGUAACAUUAUUGGACUGCUGGACUAUAGCAUGGGUCAUAAUUCUCACUUGGCUCUCCUUCAACACACAGAAUUCCCUAUCCCAAUUAUUUGGUGCAGGUCUCUGUUUACUAGGUCUUGUUUUGGUCUUUUUCUCUGAUGCUGGGGUAGGCGGCAGAGGUGGAUCAAGACCUGUUUUGGGUGAACUCGUUAUUGCUGCAACAUUCUUCUAUGCCUUGGGCAAUUCUGGUGAGGAAUUUUGUGUAAAGAAGAAAGAUUGCAUUGAAGUGCUAUCCAUGAUCGGAGUUUAUGGAUAACUAGUCAGCUUAGUAGAGAUAUCCAUAGUGGAGGUAAAAAGUCUGCAGUCAGUCCACUGGUCUGCAGAUACUAUUUUAGCUUUUUCUUGCUUCACUCUAUCAACCUUUAUGUUUUACUCCCUUGCUCCUUCUGUCCUGGAGUUGAGUGCAGCUACCAUGUUCAAUCUCUCUUUGCUUUCUUCUGAUAUGUGGGCAGUUAUUGUUCGCAUCUUCCUCUACCACCAGCAGGUUGACUGGUUAUACUAUCUUGCUUUUGCCACUGUAGCUAUUGGACUGGUUAUUUAUUCCAUUAGUGAGAAGGAUUCUGCUCCUCCUGUACCAGCUUUUGAAGCCAGAAAUUCCAGUGCACAAUAACAAUUGCUUAGAAAUGAAAAUAUUACAGCAUCUAGAGAUGAGUCUAUAUCUCCAUGAAUAUUGAAGAUUGAACAGAUGAACAGAACAUGGGAUGAAUAGCUUAGCAAAUCCAAUAGAAGCUCAACUGUGGGAAGAUUAACUUGGUGUAAUUGCUGAUCAUUCGUGUACUUGAACCUUGAUUCACCCAUAAAUUUGAAAAUACCCGCAUGAUGUUGCAGAUUAU